GGCCCAAACUGACGCCCUGAGUGCCACUGUGGUAUGUUCAUCACUCACUACCACGAGGUAUAGGGUACACAGGCUGCCACCUUUUGAUCUCGACGACUGCAGCGCCUUCAAAAAGUGCAAGAAGAAGUGUGCCCUGGAGUACGACACCUACACCAACGGAGGAGAUCUGAACUGCCUAGACAAUGGCUACACCGUGGGCCAGGAGAUAUGUAUACAGAUGGCCCAGAAACACAAUGUUGGUGAUCUUUGGGAUGAGACUGUGUGCAGCUACGCCCGCCAGUGCAACGGUCCCUGGGAUUAUGACGGUGAGUCCAGCAUCAACAACCUGUGCUGUAGUCGCGGCCACUUCGUUAAGUGCAGUGACCCUUAUAGCCUACACCUACCCCCACAACGUUCCUUGCACAGCGACUCAACCUAUUGUGGGGGCUACCUCAACUACUCACUCAAUAACGGCUUCACGGUGGGUCAGGAGCUCUGCCUCACCAUGCUCACCGAAUACGACAUUGACCAUGUCGAGAAGAAACC
Molecule: messenger RNA, 525 nt
Organism: Homarus americanus (American lobster)
Lineage: Eukaryota; Metazoa; Arthropoda; Malacostraca; Decapoda; Nephropidae
Exons: 4
Source: RefSeq, a predicted model, not a curated record